Zingiber officinale is the source of this 2112-nucleotide messenger RNA. Its product is annotated as transcription factor GAMYB-like. The transcript is spliced from 4 exons. The coding region runs from base 211 to 1893 and encodes 560 amino acids. The record is from RefSeq and is a predicted model, not a curated record. Lineage: Eukaryota; Viridiplantae; Streptophyta; Magnoliopsida; Zingiberales; Zingiberaceae.
GAAAAUACAAAAAACCUUGGAUCUUUACCCUUUCGUAGUUAGUGAGCGCCUGAGCGAGCGUGAUGGAGAGGGGGAGAGAACGAGAGGGAGUACUAGCUGAGUAGUUGCUCCUCAGGUUUCUCCCUUCUCCUGCUCAUCCGAUUUCCUUCCCCUUGAAUAUUCAUUUGGAUUUGGUCGAUCUUUACAAGAAUUUCACCUUCCAAUUCACGAAUGUUAGAAGAAAUGAAUCAGUUGCAAAAUGGGAGCGAGAAAACAAUGAUUCUUGACAACUGGAUCAAUUCACCAUCUAUCGAAGAAGGCAGCAGUCUGGGUUCACAAUGUGGUGGAAACCAGAUUCUGAAAAGGGGACCUUGGACUUCUGUAGAGGAUACAAUUUUGGUUGAUUAUGUUAAAAGACAUGGUGAAGGAAAUUGGAAUGCUGUUCAGAAGAACACAGGUCUUUUUCGAUGUGGCAAAAGCUGUCGUCUACGAUGGGCUAAUCAUCUCAGGCCAAAUCUAAAGAAAGGUGCUUUCACACCACAGGAAGAACAGUUGAUAAUUGAACUCCAUUAUAAGAUUGGAAACAGAUGGGCUCGUAUGGCUGCCCUUAUGCCUGGGCGAACGGAUAAUGAGAUAAAGAACUAUUGGAACACCAGAAUAAAAAGAUGCCAACGUGCUGGUGUGCCUCUAUAUCCUCCUAAUAUAUGCUGUCAAACCUCUGAGGAAAAUCAGCAAUACAAGAAUGUCAGUGAGUAUAAUAUGUUCAGUGAUAAACUUCCCAAUGAUGGCCUUCAAGGGAACAUUUUUGACAUUCCUGAUAUCGAUGAUUUUGUAAGUGACAAUUUCUUUGCCAAGCACGGGGCUUUAUAUAGCUCACUGUCCUACUCAGAUAUAGCAGUUAGUAGCAUGCUCCAUUACCGGUUUGGAUCCCAAAACAAUAUUUUGCAAAGUCCAGGCGUGUGUUGCAUGAAGCAACUUAGAGACACUGAGAAGCAAUGGGCUGGCUUCUCCAGUAGCAUCUCCGAUGAAUAUUCUAAGUUCGAACAAAUUAUGGUUGAACCUUUUGCAAAAAAACAGAGGACUUUCAUGGUAGGUUAUCCCUGUGAUCCUGAUCUCAGGAACAAGGGCCUACAAACUUUUGAAGGUGCAGAUCCUGGUGGUCACGCCCUUCUAACUGGCACAUCGUCUGCUCCUAGUCCUAUUCUUGGGGCUUUGGAGUCGGAGCUCCCUUCAUUCCAAUAUACAGAAACUGAUGCUAGUUGCUGUCUUCCAUGUCCAUCGACUCUCAAAGCAAUUGAUGGAUAUGCUGUAUCUCCUCCAGCAGCAGUCUCAUUGCAAGCCGACUGUUUUUCCCCAAGGAAAAGUGGUCUACUGGAAGCAUUGGUACAUGAAGCACACACAAUUAGCAAUACAAAGAUAGAACCAUCUACCAUGAAGAUCGAUGCAGAUGUAGCGCAAAGAAGUGUCAGUGAGACAAACUUGGUAGAACUCAGUAAUCCACCUAUUUCUGUUUUGGGCCACACUGCUGUUUCUGUCUUAGAUGCAAGCACCCCUCUGAACAGUGGGGGCUCAUUAUGUGGGUUGGCACAUCUUAAUCUUUCUUCAGUUUCUGCAGGAUCAAAAAGCAUAGAGACUCAACUUUUUUCUCGUCCAAAUGUUAGAGAAAAUGGUCCUUCGGUUCCUAUAGAUUUCUCAAGACCUGAUGCUUUACUUGGAUCUAUUUGGACUGAACAUGGUUCGCACAGCGCCAAAGAGUCUUGUGUUUCGAAUGAUUCCUUAUCGACAUUCUUAGGAUCCAACAGUGACCAAUAUGUACCUGCUGUCACAUCAUCUGCCCUCAGGCAGGGAGAUGGACUGGACUCGUUCGUACCCAGGGACUUGUGUGCCUUUUGCAUGUCAAAUGCCUUGAUAUGAGCAAUGUCUUGGUUACGUUACUUCCCGAGAGACGAUACAUAUUUCUUUUCUGUUUUUAUCUUUACUAUUUGGGGUUUAUUUCACUAGUAAAGCUGUUGUUCUGAAUUAAAUGAUCUAUAGUUUGCCUAGACUAAAUGACUAUAAACCAUCAGUUAUGUUUCUAAUCUCGUUCCAGUUUAAAAACAUUAUCGAAAAUGGAGGCUGCUUAUUUGGAUUUUU